UGCACAGGGAUCACGCAUCUUACGGCUUGACGAUCAAGGGGGGAAAGCCUGGGUCCUCAUAGAAAAGGAGAGGAGGCAAAGGAAGCCCAAACUGGGGGGUUUCUCUUCAAAGCCAGCUGGUCUGGCUUUAUUCUACAGGAAUUUUUUUACCUGUCAGAGUUUGGACAACAAAGCCCUCAGCAGGUGCUGACGGGUACAACUUCCUGGAGAAGCAGAAAGGCGCUGGUGCCAAAGAAGAGUUGCAAACUGUGAAGUAACUUCUAUGAAGAGAUGAAGUGAAGAAUGGAAGGCAAAUGACUGUAUGUGUAUGUGCAGGAACGAAUGCAGGAAUUUGGGAACUGAGCAGUGCAAGUGCUGAAGAAGGAGAUUUGUUUGGAGGAAACAGGAAAGAGAAAGAAAAGGAAGGAAAAAAUACAUAAUUUCAGGGACGAGAGAGAGAAGAAAAACGGGGACUAUGGGGAGAAAAAAGAUUCAGAUUACGAGGAUUAUGGAUGAACGUAACAGACAGGUGACAUUUACGAAGAGGAAAUUUGGGUUGAUGAAGAAGGCGUAUGAGCUGAGCGUGCUGUGUGACUGUGAGAUCGCGCUGAUCAUCUUCAACAGUACCAACAAGCUGUUCCAGUACGCCAGCACGGACAUGGACAAGGUGCUGCUCAAGUACACCGAGUACAACGAGCCGCACGAGAGCCGGACGAACUCAGACAUCGUGGAGACGUUGAGAAAGAAGGGCCUUAAUGGCUGUGACAGCCCAGAUCCUGACGCAGACGAUUCAGCCUUGAACAAGAAAGAAAACAAAGGCUGUGAAAGCCCCGAUCCCGACUCCUCUUAUGCACUCACCCCACGCACUGAAGAAAAAUACAAAAAAAUUAAUGAAGAAUUUGAUAAUAUGAUCAAGAGCCAUAAAAUUCCUGCUGUUCCACCCCCCAACUUUGAGAUGCCAGUCUCCAUCCCAGUGUCCAGCCACAACAGUUUGGUAUACAGCAACCCCGUCAGCUCACUGGGGAACCCCAACCUUUUGCCACUGGCCCACCCUUCUCUGCAGAGGAAUAGUAUGUCUCCUGGUGUAACACAUCGACCUCCGAGUGCGGGUAACACAGGUGGUCUGAUGGGUGGAGACCUCACAUCCGGUGCAGGCACCAGUGCAGGGAACGGGUAUGGCAAUCCCCGAAACUCACCAGGUCUGCUGGUCUCACCUGGUAACUUGAACAAGAACAUGCAAGCAAAAUCUCCUCCCCCCAUGAAUUUAGGGAUGAAUAACCGUAAACCAGAUCUCCGAGUUCUUAUUCCACCAGGCAGCAAGAACACGAUGCCAUCAGUGAAUCAAAGGAUAAAUAACUCCCAGUCUGCUCAGUCAUUGGCUACCCCAGUGGUUUCCGUAGCAACUCCUACUUUACCAGGACAAGGGAUGGGAGGAUAUCCAUCAGCCAUUUCAACAACAUAUGGUAACGAGUACUCUCUGAGUAGCGCAGACCUGUCUUCCCUGUCUGGGUUUAACACCGCCAGCGCUCUUCAUCUUGGCUCGGUAACUGGCUGGCAACAACAACACCUACAUAAUAUGCCGCCAUCCGCCCUCAGUCAACUGGGAGCUUGCACUAGCACUCAUUUAUCUCAGAGUUCAAAUCUCUCCCUGCCUUCUACUCAAAGCCUCAACAUCAAGUCAGAACCUGUUUCUCCUCCUAGAGACCGUACCACCACCCCUUCGAGAUACCCACAACACACGCGCCACGAGGCGGGGAGAUCUCCUGUUGACAGCUUGAGCAGCUGUAGCAGUUCGUACGAUGGCAGCGACCGAGAGGAUCACCGGAACGAAUUCCACUCCCCCAUUGGACUCACCAGACCUUCGCCGGACGAAAGGGAAAGUCCCUCAGUCAAGCGCAUGCGACUCUCUGAAGGAUGGGCAACAUGAUCAGAUUAUUACUUAAUAGUUUUUUUUUUUCUUGCAGUGUGUGUGUGUGCUAUACCUUAAUGGGGAAGGGGGGUCGAUAUGCAUUAUAUGUGCUGUGUGUGGAAAAAAAAAGUCAGGUACUCUGUUUUGUAAAAGUACUUUUAAAUUGCCUCAGUGAUACAGUAUAAAGAUAAACAGAAAUGCUGAGAUAAGCUUAGCACUUGAGUUGUACAACAGAACACUUGUACAAAAUAGAUUUUAAGGCUAACUUCUUUUCACUGUUGUGCUCCUUUGCAAAAUGUAUGUUACAAUAGAUAGUGUCAUGUUGCAGGUUCAACGUUAUUUACAUGUAAAUAGACAAAAGGAAACAUUUGCCAAAAGCGGCAGAUCUUUACUGAAAGAGAGAGCAGCUGUUAUGCAACAUAUAGAAAAGUGUAUAGAUGUUUUGGACAGACCCGGCAAAGGGUGGCCACGGUUAAAUGUUAGGAACACAUCAGGUCACCUAACACCCACCCCGAGAACGCUCACAAACCUGCAGGCACAUCCUUGGUGUAUGGCACUCAUGAGAAAGGAUCGACGACCAUUAAAAGAGGACCAUACCUAUUUUUAAAAAUGUGGAGUUUGAGGGCUAACGUAUUUAAUUAAAUAAAUAAAUAAAUCUGGGUCUGCAUCUCUUAUUAAAUAAAAAUAUAAAAAUAUGUACAUUACAUUUUGCUUAUUUUCAUAUAAAAGGUAAGACAGAGUUUGCAAAGCAUUUGUGGCUUUUUGUAGUUUACUUAAGCCAAAAUGUGUUUUUUUCCCCCUUGAUAGCUUCGCUAAUAUUUUAAACAGUCCUGUAAAAAAACCAAAAAGGACUUUUUGUAUAGAAAGCACUACCCUAAGCCAUGAAGAACUCCAUGCUUUGCUAACCAAGAUAACUGUUUUCUCUUUGUAGAAGUUUUGUUUUUGAAAUGUGUAUUUCUAAUUAUAUAAAAUAUUAAGAAUCUUUUAAAAAAUCUGUGAAAUUAACAUGCUUGUGUAUAGCUUUCUAAUAUAUAUAAUAUUAUGGUAAUAGCAGAAGUUUUGUUAUCUUAAUAGCGGGAGGGGGGUAUAUUUGUGCAGUUGCACAUUUGAGUAACUAUUUUCUUUCUGUUUUCUUUUACUCUGCAUACAUUUUAUAAGUUCAAGGUCAGCUGUCAAAAGGAUAACCUGUGGGAUUAGAACAUAUCACAUUGCAACACCCUAAAUUGUUUUUAAUCCAUUAGUAAUCAAUUGGGUCAACUGACAUCCAUUGUAUAUACUAAUUAGUUUCUUUCAUGCUGUUUUUUUUGUUUUUGUUUUUGCAUUUUUAUCAAAUGCAGGGCCCCUUUCUGAUCUCACCAUUUCACCAAGCAUCUUGGAAUUCAGUAAGUGCAUACCCUAAACUUGCCCAUAUCCUAAAUGAUAUGGUUGGUUUUCAGCCUAGAAUUUGAUAACGCUUUUAAGAAAUAUGCCCAGAAUAGAGAGCUGUGUCGGGGCACAUGUCCUGCCAAUAUAGCCCUAGAAACAAGUGAUAUGGAGUUUACUCUAUGCAUGAGUUAUAAAUUCCCACAGAAGAAAAAUGUGAAAGACUGGGUGCUAGAUAAGAAGGAAGCAGGUAAAGGGAUAGUUGCUUCGUCAUCCGUUUUUAAUUAUUUUACCUGACCCUUAACAAUCUUGUCAGCAAUAUAGGACUGUUGAACAAUCCCGGUGUGUCAGGACCCCCAAAUGUCACUUCUGCAUAAAGCAUGUAUGUCAUCUAUUUUUUCUUCAAUAAAGAGAUUUAAUAGCCAUUUCAAGAAAUCCCAUUAAAGAACCUCUCUAUGUCCCUUUUUUUUUAAUUUUCAAGAAAUAAUGAUGACUCUUGUCUAAUAUUCGUCUAUAAGGGAUUAAUUUUCAGACCCUUUAAAAAGUGAGUGCCAUAAAAGAAAGUUGAUAUAUAUUGUUUAAAAGAGAUUUCAGUCUAGGAAUGAUUUUCUCUUGGAAUGUGAAGAUCUGUCGAUUCAUCUCCAGUCAUACACAUUGACAUACACAGCAAAGAAGAUAGACAGUAAGAGCGACACUGCUAUAUCAGGUGUAAGACAUUUCUUAUCCAGUGUUUUCUUUUUCUUGAAUAGUUGCUAUGUGUUUCCCAUUGCAGAAGGCUGCCGCUGGGUGGCAAAAGCCAAGAGACCUUACUAACUAGGCUAUAUUUUUCUUAACUUGAUCUGAAAUCCACAAUUAGACCACAAUGCACCUUUGGUUGUAUCCAUAUAGGAUGCUAGCCUGCCUUGUACUAACGUUUUGUAUACUAAAUCAAACAAAAAAAAAUCAAUCAUUUCAUAUAUCCCACUACUCCAGGUAUCCAUGGAACAUGAAAGAAAAACAUUUAUGCAGAGGAAAAACAGAAAAUCAUCCCUGAAAACACACACACACACACACACACACACAUUCACACAUAGGGGGAAAAAAAACUGAGAAAAUCAUUUUCCUCGCCAUAAAUUUGAUCCCAUUCUUACAACCCAUCCUCAUAACUUGAUGUGUACAAAAUAUGCAAAUGUCACAAAUGCUCUUUGUCAUUUCAAAACACUUUAUCAAUAACUUACCAGUGGGUGGGAAAGGGUCAUUAUGUGAAAAUACGAAAAAAUAGCCAUAUUAAUUUUUUACCUGCAGUUUGCCUCAGCAAGAAAGAAAAAGUGAUUUUCUAAUGCUGAAGAUAAAGUAAGCUAAAGUGCCAGCAGAAGCCUUGGCUAUUUAUAGCAGUUCUGACAAUAGUUUUAUAAGAACAUGAAAAGAACAGAAUCACUUGAAAAUGGUUGCCAGUCAUCUCUUGUUCCCACUACUGAAUUCAUAUAAAGUGGUGGCAAGAUAGCAAAGGGAUAAUCUGAGAAUUUUUUAAAGAUGACUUAAUGAGAAGAAGCACAAUUUUGAUUGUGAUGAGUCACUUUCUGUAAACAAUCGCUGUCUAUCUUUACCCUUAUACCUUAUCUGUAAUUUACCAUUUAUUGUAUUUGCAAAGCUAGUGUGGUUUUGGGUUUUUAUCAUGGUAAAUCCUUUGUAUUCAGGAGUUUAGGGCAGAGCCCUGAGGGAAUGUUAUUUUACAUAACCCAUCCUAGAGUAACAUUUUAGGCAACAUUCUUCAUUGCAAGUAAAAGAACCAUAAGUGGCAUUUUACACAGCUUACAAGUAUUGUUAUAUCUAAUCCUAUUUUAGAAGAUGUUUUGGUAAUAUUAAGCUUAAAUACUGGUAAAACUGAUGCAAUAUACGCAAGCUGCACAACCUGUAUGCAUUGGUGCGUGGAAGGCUGUUCAUUUCAACCUUUUUUAAAAUUGUGUUUUUUAGUAAAAUGGCUUAUUUUUUCCCAAAGGUGGAAUUUAGCAUUUUGUAAUGAUGAAUAUAAAAAUACCUGUCAUCCUCAGAUCAUUUUAAGGUUAACUAAGGUGAAAAUUUAAAAAAAUUCCAAUACACUUUCCAAUACACUUUUUAGAAAAAUGUCUGCCCUCUCACACUUUUAU
Messenger RNA from Balaenoptera musculus (blue whale), 5376 nucleotides. RefSeq names its product myocyte enhancer factor 2C (gene MEF2C). Gene Ontology annotation, biological process: positive regulation of transcription by RNA polymerase II; cell differentiation; heart development. Lineage: Eukaryota; Metazoa; Chordata; Mammalia; Artiodactyla; Balaenopteridae. The transcript is spliced from 12 exons. Gene Ontology annotation, molecular function: RNA polymerase II cis-regulatory region sequence-specific DNA binding; DNA-binding transcription factor activity, RNA polymerase II-specific; histone deacetylase binding. Bases 455 to 1906 code for a protein of 483 amino acids. The record is from RefSeq and is a predicted model, not a curated record.